AAUACGAUUGAAAAUAUUUCACUGUUCGACUUGAGUCACUAGACGAUGAAGAUUCCCACACAAUCGCCCAGUGAAACAAUCCUCCCUUUGCGCCAUUUUCUUUAUUGAAGGUGUGCAUCUGUUUUUGUGUUUGUGUUGUGGUAUUUUGUAAACAGAAAUGGAGGAAAUCAAAAUAGACGAAAUUAAAACAGAUACCGUAGCUCAAAUUGAUUUAGGUAAAUUAUGUAGGACUUGUCUAGGGGAAAACGGAGAGAUGAGAUCUGUUUUUAUGAUGGAAGAAGCAACGGGACAAACGAUGAGUAUGGCUGAUAUGCUUAUGAGAUUUGCAAAUGUUGAGGUGGAUAAGGAGGAUGGUCUUCCACAAUUGAUAUGUCUUCAGUGCAUUUUGCAGUUAAGCAGAGGUUUUUCAUUCAAACAGUUGUGUGAACAGUCCGAUUGUAAUCUGAGACAAUAUCUUGGAAAACCCCCAAUAAAAUUAACAGAAAAAAAGGAAGAUCCUGAACAAUCUAACUUCAAUAAUUCUUUUUUAAUUGACUCGUUUAAUGAUAGCAGAGACUCAUAUAACGAUAGCAGUACUUCAAGUGACAGUGAAGAUUUUAAAGAAGAAAUUACUAUUGUUUCUCAUCCUGUGAUUGAGAAUGAAACUGAAGAAAAGGUAAUUGCACAUAAACAAUUGUUACAAAUUUCAAGAACUCAAAACGGUAACGAUAAAAAAAAGAAAUGCACAACAGAACUAAAAGGUUCAAAGAAACCUCAUGUUUGUAAUGUUUGUAAAAAGACACAUUUAUCUUUAAAAGCAUUCCGAAAGCAUCUGCGUACUCAUGUAGAAGACAGACCUUAUAAAUGCAAGCAAUGCUCAAAAAGUUUUACCGAAGAGAACUAUUUAAAUAAUCAUAUGAGAUCACACAUUCCCGAUUCAGAAAAACCGCACGAAUGUGAGUACUGUAAAAAGAGAUACACGCAUCCUACUCUAUUGAAUAACCAUAUGUUAAGGCACACUGGUGAAAGACCAUAUGUAUGUGAAAUUUGUAAUAAAGGAUGUUACGCGGAAAAUAGUUUGUUAAAACAUAUGAAAAUACACAUGAAAAAAAAGGGAGAUCCUGGAUUAUUGAAACAUAUAUGUGAUUAUUGCCGAACUGAAUAUCCAAGUGCUGAGGCAUUAUCAGUGCAUAUUAAACAACAUAGUGGCGAUAGACCGUAUCUAUGUAAUAUAUGUGGAAAAACUUUUCCACAAAGGUUUAAUCUUGAAUUGCAUUCCAGAACACACACAGGGGAAAGACCGUUUGAAUGUGAAAUUUGUAAAAAUGGUUAUGUAUCCAAAGCCAGUCUGAAGAUACAUAUGCGCACGCAUACUAACGAACGCCCAUUCGUGUGCGAUUUUUGUGGAAAAGCUUUCCGUCAAUCUGGGGACCUAACAAGCCAUAAAAGGCUUCAUGGAACAGACAAACCUAUAGAGUGUAAUGUUUGUUUAAAAAGAUUUACAACAGUAAUGAAACUUAAAUAUCACAUGCGCAACCACACUGGUGAAAGACCAUACGUGUGCACAGUAUGCAACAGGGGCUUUACAGUAAACACUAUUCUCCUUCGUCAUAUGCGAGUUCAUUCUGGAGAGAGACCGUAUGUGUGUGUCACGUGCGGAAAGGCAUUUUCGCAGUCUAGCACUUUACAUACUCAUAUGAAAGUUCAUCAGAAUGCAGACAAAUUUGACCAAGAAAAGGAAACCAAAUACGAUAAUGAAAUUAAGUACAACUCCAACCAACAGCAGACGCAGCAACAUAUCGUCAUUGAUAACGCCAACAGAUUAAUUCAACCAAUUCCAGAUUCACGGAUGCUACAACAAGCACAGCCAAUGAGAACGCUUCAAAGUGAUAACGUACACGACAGCUCAAGGUUACUAACCGAAGCCACACAUUUCCUAACCGAUAACCGAACAAUUCUAAACGAUAACUCUAGAAUUUUGGUGAACGAUCCGAGACUUGUUGUAAAUGUGGUGGAGCCGAAUCGGUUGCUUGUCCAAGAUAAUACCGGUAGACCGCUUAUAAAUGAUAAUCGGUUGGUCACGAUUGACAAUCGCCUACUCAAUAAUGUUAACGAUAACCGGCAAAUACAUGUUGCCGAAGGAACUCGGAUCUUGACAGAUAAAUAUAUAACGUACGAUUCGUAUCAUCGAGGUCAUAUGUAAUUUUUUUUAGACAUAAACAGUUGACGUUUAAUUUGUGAGUAUUGAACUUAUUGAAACCGGAAACACAUUGUAUGUAAAGUCUGUCUCAACAAGUGAAUACUUGACAAUUGUCUGUCAUACUAAUUCAAAAAUAAAUAGUAUUUUCUGUCAUUUUUUUUGAAUGUCUUCCGAAAAUUUCCCUGUCUUGUUGGACAUACUUUAUAUACUUAGCUUCAUACAUAUGUGUCUUAUGUAUUAAUUUAUUUAAUUUGUCUGGUAUAACUAUUAUACGGUGUGUCCAAAAAUAUUGCCAUAGUGUGUGUCAAAAAUUAAUCAACCUUAUUUUUCAGUAAACAUAUUUUUGAAACUGUCCACUAUACAAAGAGUACGUUCCACUAAGCACACAUAACGUUCACGCUCAAGAUCGCGAUUUUUCCCGUUCCACUUGCUUGCGAGCGUUACAAUCAUAAACUCAAGUGGAAUGGGUUAUGGGGCGUUUUAAGUUUUAAGCGUCAAUCCUGUCAAUGUAUGUAAAUAAAUAGUAAAUAAUAGUCAAAAUCACAGAAGAGAAUUCAAAAAAUCUGUCUAAAAAAAGAAAUCAAAAUGUCUUUGGCGACAGUUGGAUAUUUGGUGCAUCGGAAUGUGUCUGAAACUUCUUCAUCUAGUUCAGACGACUAGUGGAAUGCAAUUUUACAAUAUCGCGAUGUAAAAAACGAACACUUAGGCCACGUAUUAUUGGCUAUGAGAAUCUAUGAAAAUUUUUUAUCCUAAGUCGAUAAUCUUUUGUCUAAGUUUAAAAAAUUGCGCCAAAAUUCCUCAACGUCCACUUCGAUCCUAAUAUUCAGAUGGGUCGUUGUGAGCUCGGCGUGAGCGAAAAUAAUGACGUCAUUAGUGACGUUUACGCCGCGACCACAACGUUCGCGAUCGUCAUGUGGAACGACCGAAGGCAUAUUUUGAGCAUUAGGAGUACUUAGUGGAACGCACUCAAAAUACCGUAUGAUCGAAAAAACGGCGUCUAGUUGGCCUAAAAGUGACGAUCGAUGACGUUUUCCAUAUAAAAU
Messenger RNA from Sitophilus oryzae (rice weevil), 3222 nucleotides. RefSeq names its product zinc finger protein 2 homolog. Gene Ontology annotation, cellular component: nucleus. The coding region runs from base 158 to 2182 and encodes 674 amino acids. The transcript is spliced from 7 exons. The record is from RefSeq and is a predicted model, not a curated record. Lineage: Eukaryota; Metazoa; Arthropoda; Insecta; Coleoptera; Curculionidae. Gene Ontology annotation, molecular function: zinc ion binding.